AUGGCAAUCGUCGAGGUGGCCCACCAGUUCAACAUGCUCAACGUUGACAUCAAAGAUCUCCAAAAAGAGCUCACCGUGGAGGAGCUGCAAAUUCUGGUAGAAAAAGCGAAACGGGACGAGACGGAGGAACAAGCGGUAACUGUCAUCUUGAACGGACUGGGUGAACGAAACGCACUCGAACCGCCUCGGCGAUUUGUUCAACGACCACCACAAAUUAUGCCGCGACGCUUGGAAGCAGGUGACUUUAGAAAGGUUUUUCGUUGCCCCGGCAAUCCUGACAAAAAAGAGCAAGCCGGAAGAGAAGCAGAAGAAAAAAACGGCAAAAGAAAAGAAGCAAGAAAAAACGCCGGAAAACAAAGCCUAGGUUAUCUAGGUGUCAGAGAAGUAGUUCUGCCCACUACAGGCCCUUCCAUUCUAUCGCCAACUCCAACUCCGACACAGCGCGAACAACAAUAA
This is a messenger RNA of Helobdella robusta, 456 nucleotides long. RefSeq lists its product as hypothetical. The coding region runs from base 1 to 456 and encodes 151 amino acids. The record is from RefSeq and is a predicted model, not a curated record. The transcript has a single exon. NCBI's taxonomy places the organism in Eukaryota, Metazoa, Annelida, Clitellata, Rhynchobdellida, Glossiphoniidae.